Messenger RNA from Oldenlandia corymbosa var. corymbosa, 2151 nucleotides. Lineage: Eukaryota; Viridiplantae; Streptophyta; Magnoliopsida; Gentianales; Rubiaceae. The record is from the annotation of a GenBank genome assembly.
AAGGGAAGCAGUCUCAUAAAUAUAUCUUUACUCUUGUGUCUGAAUAUUCUUUCUCUAAUUUCAAGAGAGAGUCAGGCACAAAAAGAAAAAAAAAAGAAAAAAAUUUCCAAUCAAAAACACCAAAAAAACUUUUAGAGUUUUUUGUUAUUUUUUGUUUGAAAAAAAAUCUUAAAAAAAAUGGGUUACGGUGAUGAUGGUUCAAAGAAGAAGAAGAUGGCCGUGUUGGGCAUCUCUUCAAUCCUCCUUGUAGCAGCCGUUGUUGGUGCUGUGACAUACGGCAUUAGCUCCAAAAACAACGCCGAAACCGGCGCUCCGGCGGGCGGCGCCAGUGCAUCCCCGAGCUCCUCAACCAAGGCCGUGCAAUCCAUCUGCAAACACGUUGAUUACAAGGAAACCUGUGAGAACAGUCUUGCAAAAGCCGGGAACACAAGUGAUCCAAAGGAGCUUGUUAAGGUUGCAUUCCAGGUUACGGUUGAUAACCUGGAAGAAGUGAUCAAGAAUUCCACCCUCCUGAAGGAUGCUGCCAAGGAUCCAAGGACUUCUCAGGCCCUGGAAACUUGCAAAGAGGUCCUGGACACCGCCAUCGACGACUUCAAGAGGUCGUUCGCCCGAGUCGAGGAGUUUGACAUGAGCAAGGUCGACGAGUACCUUGCCGAUCUCAAAACAUGGCUCAGCGGCGCCAUCACCUACCAGGAGACCUGCAUCGAUGCCUUUGAGAACACCACCGGAACCACCGGUGAGAAGAUGAAGCAGCUCUUGACAACCGCCUCACAGCUAUCCAGCAACGGUUUGGCUAUGGUUUCACAAUUUUCCGAAAUCAUCGGUACAUUGAAUAUCCCUGGAUUCAAUAGGAGGCUCAUGUCGACUGAGGCCCUGGAUGAGCAAUCCUACCCUGAUUUCGUCAAUGCCAAGCAGCGCAAACUCCUCGGGGCCGAUCCCUCCACCUUGAAACCUAACGCCGUCAUUGCUUUGGAUGGAAGUGGCACACACAAGACAUUCAAGGAUGUGAUCAACACCAUCCCGAAGAACAACAGCGUCCCCUUCGUCAUUCUCGUCAAGGCUGGUGUCUAUCACGAAACUGUUAUGAUCCCAAGAAAGAUCAACAAUGUUUACAUCUUCGGUGAAGGCCCUGAGAAGACCAAGAUCACCGGUAACAAGAACUACGUUGAUGGAAUCGGCACCUUCCAUACUGCCACUGUUGCCAUCAACGGUGACAACUGCAUCCUCAAGGACAUCGCCAUCGAGAACUCAGCCGGAGCCGAGAAGCACCAGGCCGUGGCACUCCGAGUAUCCGGUGACCAUGCCAUCGUGUUCAACUGCCGAUUGGACGGGUACCAAGACACACUUUACAGUCACAACUACAGGCAGUUCUACCGCAACACCGUCAUCAGCGGAACCAUCGAUUUCAUCUUCGGCGACGCUCAGGCCGUGUUCCAAAACUGCACAAUGGUCGUCAGGAAGCCCCUGGAGAACCAAGGAUGCAUGGUCACCGCUCAGGGAAGGAACAACACCCGAUCAUUGGGCGCAAUCAUCAUCCAGAACAGCACCAUCACCGCCGAACCUGAGUUCCUCGCCACUAACCCUCUCCCCAGGGCAUACCUUGGACGCCCAUGGAAGCAAUACUCAAGGACCCUCAUCAUGCAAUCCAACAUUGGAGGAUUCAUCUUGCCUGAAGGAUGGUCUCCCUGGAUGGGAACCUGGGGUUUGGACACAUUGUACUAUGGUGAAUACCUCAACACCGGCGCCGGCGCUAAAACCGACAAGAGGGUCACCUGGAAAGGUAUCCAGAAGGUCACUCCUGCGAUUGCUGAGAGCUUCACUCCUGGAAAAUACUUCAUGGGGGAUGACUGGAUCAAGGCUACUGGCUUCCCUUAUCAGCCUGGCAUGUUUUAAAUUAAUUGAUUAAUUAAAUUAAUCUGUAUAAUAAAACAAAAAGAAAUAUGUAUUCCUAAAAGAGAAGAUAUAUUUUUAUAUAAUAACCCUUGUAAUAAAUGUUAUGUAAUUUAGUUUUCUUCGAUAUUCAAAUGUAUUACUGGUAUGGCUGAUUACCAGUAAAAUGAUGAUUAAGAAGAAUGUUAUUUUUGGUAAUAUUAAAUUUUGAAAUAACAUUCUCCUUCAUUUUUGUUUUUCAAUAUGAUUCUUCCUUGUUCG